Molecule: messenger RNA, 366 nt
Organism: Bipolaris maydis ATCC 48331
Lineage: Eukaryota; Fungi; Ascomycota; Dothideomycetes; Pleosporales; Pleosporaceae
Cellular component (GO): membrane
Source: RefSeq, a predicted model, not a curated record
AUGGUGAACGUGACAGUCGCGUCUGUUGCGGCUACAGCGCAGCCUCUCAUCGAUUGGGUAGCAGCACACCCAGGCCAAGCAGCUCUCUAUACUGUCAACGGCGUUGUUUUUCUUGCGCCUGCUGCUGCCACUGCACCCAUCUUUGCUGCGUUUGGUUUGACUGCUCUAGGACCUGCCGGUGGUUCGCUUGCCGCAUCUACAAUGAGCUACUUCGGUUACGUCCCGGCAGGCGGCGUGUACGCUCUGGCACAGAGUGCUGCCAUGGGAGGGUAUGGCGCUGGUCUCGCUGCUGGGGCUGCACAGGCAGGUGCGGUAGUCAGCUCUGGGCUCACUUGGUUCAUGGGUAGAAAUCACACUGCUGCCUAA